CUUGGAUCAUGUGAACGUUUUACCAAAAAUUACUGGAUUUUUUUCUAGAAUUCACUCCGUCAAAAGACUGUGUAUUGCUGCUGGACUGAUUUAUAUGAGUAAACAUUAUCCGUUCUCAAGUACGUAAUCGUUCACACCCACAUAUUUUCUAAUGACUACAGUUCUUGCUUCAUCUGGGCAGGGACCAGAUCGUCAGGUAGAAGUGCAGUACUCGGAUGCUAAGAUAGUUGGUAGCGGUUCCUUUGGUGUUGUCUAUUUAGCUGAGCUGGUCGACACAGGAGAACAAAUAGCAAUCAAGAAGGUACUCCAGGAUAAGCGAUUCAAGAAUCGCGAGUUACAAAUAAUGAGAAAGUUAAAUCAUAAGAAUGUUGUACAGCUCAAGUACUUUUUUUAUUCUAACGGUGAAAAGAAGGAUGAACUAUAUUUGAAUCUGAUUUUAGAAUUCGUACCAGAGACAGUUUAUCGUGUUGCCAGACAUUAUACCAAGUUACGACAAGCGGUACCCAUCAUAUAUGUCAAAUUAUACAUGUUCCAACUGUUUCGAGCUUUGGCAUAUAUCCAUCAGCUUGGAAUUUGCCACAGAGAUAUCAAGCCACAGAAUUUGCUGAUCGAUACUAAAACUGCAGUUCUUAAACUUUGUGAUUUCGGUUCAGCUAAAUAUCUUAUUCGAGACGAGCCGAAUGUUUCCUAUAUUUGUUCUCGCUAUUAUCGUGCUCCAGAACUUAUUUUCGGUGCUACCAACUAUACGAGCAGUAUCGAUAUGUGGUCAGCAGGGACGGUUUUAGCAGAACUUUUGUUGGGCCAGCCGAUAUUUCCCGGUGAUUCUGGUGUUGAUCAGCUCGUAGAAAUCAUCAAAGUUCUUGGCACUCCAUCAAAAGCACAUAUUCAUGAGAUGAACCCUGAUUAUAAGGAACGCACCUUCCCUUCUAUCAAACCACGUCCGUGGAUACGUGUUUUCCGUUCAAAUACAAAUCUGGAAGCAGUCGAUCUUGUAUCACUUGUACUUAUUUAUUCACCACAUCAACGACCCAGCCCGUUAGAGGCUUGCGCACAUUCAUUUUUCGAUGUGUUGCGCAAUCCGGGAACAAAGUUGCCCAAUGGACGUAAUAUUCCGUCAUGUAUAGAUUUUACUUCUGAAGAAUUGUGCUGUGAUUCCGCAAUGGCAUCAUUGCUCUGUGGUGCUCAGGUAAAGAAAAUGGACUUUGUGGACAAUGAAGAAACGAUAAAUUGUAGUAACGUAAAUGCUGUGAACAGCUGAGUAAGGGAAGAUUGACUUCUGGCUUUGGGAGCUGUCGAAUGGUUGUGUUUUCGCAUGCAAGCAAAAUUUCUAUUAUCUUUCCAUUUGCGUUUUUGUAGAACAGCCACAUUGUUUUGUUGCGUUAGUUUUAUAUUUCUAGAAAUAUGCAAAUUAAUAGGAUAGUUUUCAUUUUUUCAUUUAGAAAUGCUCGUAAUUUGAGUCAAAUAUACAUUUCCACUUUUGUAGGAUGUUUAUGUUCACUUCAUUUCGUCUGGAAAAUUUUCAUUGCUACUGAAGUAAAGGUAUCUUAAUUCCAUAACGUCAUGCGGAAAUGGAUCAUAUCGAUCCCAA
Molecule: messenger RNA, 1588 nt
Organism: Loa loa (African eye worm)
Lineage: Eukaryota; Metazoa; Nematoda; Chromadorea; Rhabditida; Onchocercidae
Product: CMGC/GSK protein kinase
Exons: 7
Coding region: 152-1258 (368 amino acids)
Biological process (GO): negative regulation of canonical Wnt signaling pathway; signal transduction; protein phosphorylation
Cellular component (GO): axon; nucleus; cytosol
Molecular function (GO): ATP binding; protein serine/threonine kinase activity
Source: RefSeq, a predicted model, not a curated record